This is a messenger RNA of Gryllus bimaculatus (two-spotted cricket), 853 nucleotides long. The record is from the annotation of a GenBank genome assembly. Lineage: Eukaryota; Metazoa; Arthropoda; Insecta; Orthoptera; Gryllidae.
CGGCAAGGGCGAGCGGCCCGCCGGCGGCUUCCCCGCGCCGCCCAACAACUGGCUGAGCGUGUACGGGGGCUCGGCGUGGGACUGGAGCGAGAAGCGCCAACAGUUCUACCUGCACCAGUUCGGCGUCGGCCAGCCGGACCUCAACUUCCGCAACCCGCACGUCGACAAGGAGAUCAAGGAGGCGCUGGAGUUCUGGCUGGAGAAGGGCGUGGCGGGCUUCCACAUGGACAGCGUGUCCUACCUGGUGGAGGACGACGAGUGGGACGACGAGUCGCGCUCCGACGACGACGAGGCCGGCGACUCCGACUACGACUUCCUGGAGCACGACCACACGCGCGACCAGCUCGAGAACUUCCAGCUCGUGCACGGCUGGCGGCAGCUGCUCGACGAGCACUCGCGCGAGGACGGCGUCACCAGGUGGGCACGCACGACCAGCCGCGGCGGCGUCAGCGCCUCGGCCACGGGCGAGAUGGUGGACAGACGCUCAACAGGCUGCUGGCGCUGGUGCUGCCGGGCACGGCUUCACGUACUCACGGGCCGACGAGCUGGCCAUGGAGGACGCGAGCUGUCGUUCGAGAAACGGUGGACCUGCGGACCGCAGAGCUGCGCGCUGGGCCCGCACCCGGUAUACGAGACGGAGUCGCGGCGACCCCGAGCGCCACAGGCCCUUACCACUGGGAAACUCCCACCAGCGCAGGUAACUCUGGCAAAUGACACUCCAGCGCACUCCCUUCCAACUGGGACAACUCACCAGCGCAGUACUCUUGGCAAAAUGACCAACCCCAGCGCACGCCCUUUCCACUGGACAACUCCAGCCACGCGGUUGGGAAAAUUACCAUGUUUUCCACUGUAA